Messenger RNA from Onthophagus taurus, 3397 nucleotides. It is a transcript of the gene chn, whose product is annotated as zinc finger transcriptional factor charlatan. Gene Ontology annotation, cellular component: nucleus. Gene Ontology annotation, biological process: regulation of transcription by RNA polymerase II. The record is from RefSeq and is a predicted model, not a curated record. Lineage: Eukaryota; Metazoa; Arthropoda; Insecta; Coleoptera; Scarabaeidae. Gene Ontology annotation, molecular function: RNA polymerase II transcription regulatory region sequence-specific DNA binding; DNA-binding transcription factor activity, RNA polymerase II-specific.
GGGUGGAAAGGGGGGGUGCUACCCCGGGCGGUACAACGCAGGGUGGGUCAGAUAUCUCGUAGAGUGUUGUUGCUGCAGGUGUAUUUGUCAAAAUAUCUAGCGAUUCCACCAAAUAUCGCCCGAAACGAGGUGAAAACUCUACAACUUUAGGGAUGUGUAACUAACCUAAAAACACAACAUUACAAAGAAUCAAAACCAUGGAAGUCCCCAUGCCAAUGGCAGGUAAUGCCAUUGACUGUUACGAGGACAUGUUUAAAGAGAUAACGAGAAAGUUGUACGGCGAAGAUGGUCUUCCAGAGUUAAACACCCUCGAUAGACACAACGGCCAACAAGAUCGAGGGUUAACCCCCAUCGACUACGAUGUGGAGACGCCGAUUUUGAAGUCCGAGGAACAUAUAACCGCUUUUGGAUUAGCUGCGUUGAUGCAAAAUGGAUUCCCACCGGCGAGUAUAUUAAAUUCGCAGUUUCAACAGCACAGAUCAAAUCAGAAUUAUGAAGAUAAAUGGGUGGUGAACGAGGAUGGUUUGAAUUGGACCCAAUCAAAAAUUGCAAGUUACAACGGUGCGCAAAAGCUGUUUAGAUGUACCGAGUGCGAAUGCGUUGGCUACAUGCCCAGGGUGGUUGAGCAUUGGUUGGGAACCCACUCAAAUCUAAGAGUCUUUCAAUGUUCGCAAUGUCCGUACGAAAGCGCGUGGGUGAAAUGCGUGAGGACGCAUUUAAGUAGACAACACAACAUUAAUUCUGAGGAAACGAUCGAUUUACUCCUAAAAAAUAAUUUGGUACAUCAAGAAUUAACAAGGUACCUCCAACAAUUAAAAAAUAAAGUCGAUAGUACCUACCUUAAACCAGCUUCUUCAACAACAUCCUUAGACGAAUACCAAAACGUUAACGUCAACAGGCAACCUCAACAAAAUCAGCACGUUUCCAGCAACGAAGCUAAUGGAAGCGGUGGAAAUAAACGAUAUUCUUGUUCUUAUUGCCCAUAUGCAACGGAUAGAAGGGAUUUAUUUACGAGGCACGAAAACAUCCACAGAGAAGAAAAACCAUUUCAAUGUUACAUCUGUCAAAAGCAAUUCAACAGAGCAGAUCACGUAAAAAAGCAUUUUUUAAGAAUGCACAGAGAACAUCCUUACGACUUAAAUAGGAUAAGAAGACAUCCGCCCAAAAACGCCUCCGGGAUGUCGUAUUACCAAAAAUAUAAUUCAACAGGUAUCCAAGAACCAACGGAACAAAUGAAUUUAAACCUAGGAAUUAGCAACUCUUUAGCAAUCGCCAACAGCUUCAAUAAUUUAGCUAGAAACUCGCAAAAUCGAACGACUGACGUCAAACCCGGCAAUAAACCCCACAUCAAACCAUCGGGGAAGAAAAAAGGCGAGAAAAGAUUCAGCUGCUGCUACUGUUCUUGGUCCGGAGUAGAUAAUUGGUGCCUUAAACGGCACAUGAACACCCACCUUAAGCCUUUCGUUUGCGGACUCUGCGAUUACAAAGCUGCAAGAUCCGAACGAUUAGCUACUCACGUUUUAAAAGUUCACAACAAACGAAGUUGUGGGAAGUGCAACUUUUUGGCCGAUGAUCCAGCCCAACUUUCUGCUCAUCAACAGGAUCAUCAUCCUUUAGAUCAAAGAAAUGGACGAAACGGUAAUGUUUUAAGAAACUCCAGCUAUACUUCUAACGUACCAUCAGCCAACACAACAACUACUAAUCAAUCUUCCAUAAAAAGUCACGAAUUAAAUCCAGCUUCCGUACUGUUACAACAUAACAAUCGUCUUCUUCAGCAAGACUCAAAAUCUUGGAAGCCUCACACUCCAAAACAACAUGGUGCAGCAAGAUUAUUUAAUUACAUGGAGGCAAGCGACGGAUCGGAACCGGAAGCAGACUCGAAAGGUGCGGAAGAUAUGAGUAGAGUGAACUUAAGCCAUAGGAUACACUCGGAUUUUCCUGAAGCGGGAGAUGUUGGUAGCUCUCUGGACGAGUACGAGGAAGACGAAGUGGAACUUCCAUUGUUCGUCUGUCACACGUGCGGCUGCGAGUUCGAGGACGACGGCUCUUUGGCGACUCACAGUCACAUCCAUAACCACGGCGCCGCAUCUCCCGCGAAAUUCGACGAUUCGAAGGAGAAUAUCAACCCCAGGCACAAUUACAGAUGCCAAAUUUGCAAGUCCACAUUCGUUAAUCAACAAAUGGUGAUAACACACAUGAAUACACACUCGACGUUGUCACACAACUCCCAAAAUUCUUCGCAAAAAGAAAUAAAGAGACCGAGAAAACAAAGUCAGCCGAAGAAGGUGUUGUCGUUGUUUCAAAGUCAAUCCCAAGUUUCUGGAAAAGGAUUGGGCGAAUUGGUUGACAAGCACAUGGCCCAAUUCGUAACGGCAAAAACGUAUUGUUGCAGGAAAUGUAGAAAUGCGAAAAUAUGUCAGUUUAGGAGAAAAACAGGUCUGAUGUUGCACGAGUACUGGAGACAUUCGAAGAGGAAUUUCGCUUGCGAACAUUGUAACGUUAGUUUUAAACACCGUUACCAAGUAGUUUUACAUUCAAGCAGGGUUCAUGUAAAAAGACCGUGUAAAAGUGGCUCUGACGAUACGUUACCUAAUCAUUUAAAUAACGCGGUACCUGAUAUUCCUUCUUCAACAAAUAGCGUACAUAAACUGGGCGUACCAUUCUUCGAUCAUUCGUUUUUACAUUCGAACACUGGAAUUAACAAUCACAUGCCUAUUAUCAUCCCUACGUUUCCACCUAAUUAAUUUCGUCGUUCUUAUCUAAUGAAGAAAACAGAUUUAAAUGCUUUUUGAUUGGAAGUAUUGUUGGUUGUAAAAUGGUGGGUAUAGUUCCGAGAUUAAAUAUAAAAAAUAAAAUAAAUGGAAGCAAAAUUAACAAACUUAACGAAUAAAAAACCAUUGAAAAUCAUACAAGAAAGUGACCUUUGUGAAUUUUUUCAAUAACAAAGAAAUAUUCUGUAGAAUAGCUAAUAAAGAAAUAUAAAAAAAUGAACAUAUUUUCUAGUACGUUUGUCGAAAUGAUAUAUGAUGACACAAAAAUAGUUUUGCAAUAUACAAGCUCAAACUACCGAAGGGGUUUCAAACGUUUACGACGAGUGGAUUACGAUAAUAAAGACGUAUACGUUUAUUAUAUCGCAUUUAAUGUCGCAUUACGGUUAUAUUAUUACAGUAUUUUAAUCGAUAUCAUUGGGAUUAUUAUUUAUCUUGUUUACAAAUAUUUGUUUUAUUGUCUUUGUUAUCGCGAACGUGCAAUUUUGUUAAAAUUAUAAUCCCGUUUUUGUUAACAUUUCAUUAGUUUUGCUUAUGUGCAAUUACUUUAUGUACUAUUUAUCGAUUUAUUAUUAGACUUAUAUACGGAACAAAAUCAUAAAAAGACUGUAUUUUAUUUAUAUUAUUUA